This is a messenger RNA of Geodia barretti, 291 nucleotides long. NCBI's taxonomy places the organism in Eukaryota, Metazoa, Porifera, Demospongiae, Tetractinellida, Geodiidae. The record is from the annotation of a GenBank genome assembly.
UGGCCAGGAUUGAAAAGGUGCUGCAGGAGGCAUCACACGUGUGGCAGAGCCUACAUGAAGCUGGGAAUGCUGUCAAUCAACUUCAGAGGAUUCUGCAGCAAGUUCCCCUCCUGUGUCAGUCGUACCUGGGGACCUACCCCACAUGCCUUUUGCCUGGGCAGCUCGCGGCCGGUGUUUGCCAGUCAGGAGGGCCACAAGUUGGACCUGACGGCCGAAUUCACUGCUCUUUACAAACAGAGAGAGAGAGACUCAGCACGAAUAGCUCCUCACGAUCCUCGCUGACUUCAAUAA